AUGGCUGAAAGACAAACUACGCACAAGCCUGGAUCAAAAUGGCUACUCGAAACCACUGNCAGUAGUCGACCAAAAUCUUCCAAUGAAAUACUUGAUGAUGCUACUCUUGUCUUCUAUUUUGCUUUUAAUAAUAAUUCAUUUCUUGAUUCUGGUCCAAAUAGGAUCAUUGGAACACUAUAUAAUGUUACCUUAAUUAAUGAUGCUCUUCAAUUUUAUCAAUCUUUUUCAUAUUUUCAAAUCGAAACUUUCAUUCCUCCUAAUAUCGAUAAUGCAUUUUCUUCUAUUGCACUAUGGAUUAAUCCAUCUUCAACUAAUUCGACAAGUAUCGUUCAUGUUUCAAACAACUUUUCAUGUUGGAAUAUGAUCUCAUUGAACGAUCAAGGUCAUAUUAUCUUCGAAUAUCCACAAAAUCAAACAAUCAUUGGUCCUUCGGUGAUUUCAAAUUCAUGGACACAUCUUACACAGACAUAUUCGAUAAAUAAUGGAAUUAAACUUUAUAUUAAUGGAACAUUAUUUAAUCAAACAUACUCUUCAAGUUCUUUUCUAAUCGAUCCAUCAUAUACAAUCACUGUUGGCAAUUGUUCACAAAAUUGUGACGCAUGUGACGUUAAUGGAACUUCAUAUAAUGGUUUUAUCGAUGAAUUUCGCGUGUAUACGCGUGAAUUAAAUGCGAGUAAUGUUCAAAAAUUAACAAUUCAAUCAAAAUGA
Adineta ricciae is the source of this 708-nucleotide messenger RNA. Lineage: Eukaryota; Metazoa; Rotifera; Eurotatoria; Adinetida; Adinetidae. The record is from the annotation of a GenBank genome assembly.